AUUCUGGCAGCAGGAACCUUUUCUGUCGCUCGCUCACCGAAUUUCUCACCGCCUGAGGGCGUUCUUUCCCGUUUGAUCUCCCUGCUCAACUUGUCUAACUUCCUUUUCGUUCAUUUCGGGCGUCCGAGUUUCAUUCAUGCUCAUUUUCUCUCCUUAUUCACCUUCUUUCCUUUAUUUUUAUCCCAUACUCCCAACAAGGCUGGUCGCCAAGCCAUCUGAUAAAGCACCUUCCCGUCCCGUUUCUUGAACGCCACUGUGUUCUGAAGAGACAUUGGUGCAGAUUAAUCCAUCGCAGCCUCACCAAUUGGAAAUCUUCCCAGCUAGUGUGGGUCCUUGGCGUUCAGUAUUGCUUCUUCCACCGACGCCACAUCUUCUCAAUGAAAGGUAUUUUCCGGAAAAGCAACAAGAAUAGAUAUAAAACCCCUCUCAACACUACACUCCUGUCGCGAGUGAGAAUACAAUCUCGAAAUAAUGGCAGCAGCACCACUUUCCCCGCCGUCAAGCGACGAUAUCUUCAGGUAUCGCUACCAGCAUGGCACGAAUCUCGGCUCGAUAUUCGUCCUUGAACGAUGGCUUACUGGAAGUAUGUAUGUCGAUGCCAUACCCGGUGACGCAGAACUGGAUGCCAUAAACGCGAACCUCACAACAUACGGCCCCGAUACCACCCGCGCAAAAUGGGAAGCUCACUGGAACAACGCUCUCAGCGCCGAUGAUCUCAACUGGCUCGUCAACAUAGCACACGCCAACAUGCUCCGUCUCCCCAUCGGCUGGUUCACGCUCGGCCCGGCUUAUUGUACGGGGACAGCGUUCGAUGGUGCGCCAGCGCAGGUAUACGUCAAUGCGUGGGCUGCGGUGAGGACGCUGGUGCAGAGGUGUCAUGAUGUGGGGAUUGGGGUUUUGAUUGAUCUGCAUGCCCUGCCUGGUGGUGCGAAUCCGGAUAUUCAUAGCGGGACUAGUAGUGGUGUUGCGGGAUUGUGGGAGAAUGCGGCGAACUUGAAUUUGGCGAGUAGUUGUUUGGUUUUUAUUGCUAAUGAGAUUAAUACUAUGCCUGGGGUGGUGGGGUUGCAGUUUUGUAAUGAGGCUGUUACUGGGGCUGCGGCGCUAGGCAUGUUCGACUGGUACGGCUCAACCACUUGGCAGGUAAAUCAAGUCAACAAAACAGUCCCAGUCUACAUCUCGGAUGCCUGGGCCCUCGGUGCCGCCAUCCCAUUCAUGAAGAACAUGAACCCCACAACAGCCGGCGCCUUGAAUCCAAUGAUCAUCGAUACACAUCGCUACUACUGUUUCUCAGACGCCGACAAGGCUCUAAGUCCACAGCAGAUUCUUGCUACCAUUCCGACGGAGCUGAAUGAAAUGGAUGGCAUGGAUGGAAAUGUAUUUAACGGCGGAGCAGCAUGUGUCCUUGUGGGCGAAUACUCGUGUGUCCUCGACCCAUCAACAUGGGCAAAGACGACAACAGAUCAAGUCACGCCGCUAAAGCAGCAAUUCGGGACAGUACAAUGUCAGCGGUGGCAGAGCAGAGCGGGCGGAUGUUCAUUCUGGACGUAUAAAAUGGAUUGGAUGGACGGUGGCGAUUGGGGCUUUAAACAACAAACCGAAUCGGGCGACAUUGCCGCCCCGCCAAUGAUGAGUCUCGCGGUUACAGAUAUCAACGCCCGUGUCUCGUCAGCGGAUGCCCAAGCGCAGGGCUUGCAUGAUACGGCGUUGAGCGGACAUACGAGUUAUUGGAAUUCGACGGCGCCGGGACAGACGUUUGAGUUUUUUCGGUAUGAUCAAGGGUGGUGGAACGGGUGGAGUGAUGCGAGGACGUUCUUUCUGGCUAGGACGACGGGGUUGGUUCCUGGUGGCGGGGGUGGGAGUGGUGGAGUGGAUAAGAUUGGGUUUUUGGAUCUGUGGGUUAGGAAGAGGAUGUUUGAGACGGGGAAUACGCAGAGUCAGGCGGGCUUUGGGUGGGAGUGGGAACAGGGGUGUCGGAAGGGGGUUGGAGAUUUUGAGGGGGUUGUUGGGGUUUGAUGAUGGUGUGUUGCUGAGAUGUGCUCUUUGAGGGGGAGUUUGGGAAGGAGAGAGAGGACUGGUAUGCUAAGUCUAGAGAUGAGUCUGCGAAUAGCCCGUCAGUCGAAGUACAUUACUCAAUCCGACGUCAGUUGUCACUCUGCUUCUUCUUCUCCUG
Molecule: messenger RNA, 2170 nt
Organism: Mollisia scopiformis
Lineage: Eukaryota; Fungi; Ascomycota; Leotiomycetes; Helotiales; Mollisiaceae
Product: glycoside hydrolase
Exons: 3
Coding region: 472-2013 (513 amino acids)
Biological process (GO): glucan catabolic process
Cellular component (GO): extracellular region; cell surface
Molecular function (GO): glucan endo-1,6-beta-glucosidase activity
Source: RefSeq, a predicted model, not a curated record